GAGAGGAUCCUUGCUGAACUGCUGUAAUCAUGAAGACAGUGAUUUUAAUUGUCCUAAUCAUCUUCACUUUGCUGUCUUCAGGGAAGAAAUUCCGAUGGUGCACCCUUUCUGACCUAGAACAGAGAAAGUGUGCUGAACUGUCCAAAGCACUUAUGGCUGUGCUGCCCCUUGCUACUGUCAAUUCGUUUGCUAGGAUUUCUUGCAUCAGAGCCCACAAUACAUAUGACUGCAUUGAUAAAAUCAGGGUGAAUAAAGCAGAUGCUGCCUCCUUGGAUGCUGGAGAUGUUUACUCUGCAGUAAAGCUGUAUGGUUUGACAGUGGUGGCAAAGGAGAUCUAUGAUCAAGGAAAUUGUGUGUUUGCCGUGGCCAUUGCCAAACGAGGAACUCUGGAUAUCCAGAGGCUACGAGGUGCGCGCAGCUGCCACAGUGGAGCCAGAUGGACAUCAGGCUGGAAUAUUCCACUUGGCUUUCUCCUUGCAAGAAAUGAUCUUUCCUGGGAUGAGGCGCAACCUCUGAGCCAAGUAAUCAGUGAGUAUUUCAAUGCAAGUUGCAUCCCUGGGGUUGGUGUUGCUGCUCCUCGACUGUGUGCUCUCUGCCAAGGACAAAAAUCCUAUGUCAGAGACAAGAACCACUUCUGUGAGACAAGCAGUAACGAACCCUUCUAUGACUCUGAGGGAGCUUUCAGGUGCUUGAAGAAUGGAGUGGCAGAUGUUGCCUUUUUAGAUCAUCUAACUAUUAUGAGUGCCACAGAGUCAGAACAACAGCAAUAUGAACUCUUGUGUCCUGAUGGGACUACAGCUGAGCUGACUGAAUACAGCACCUGUAACUUAGGCAAGGGGCCUGGCCGUGGCAUCAUCACCCGCCAUAACUUCCAGAAAAUCACCAACAAAUUUCUUACCUUGAUCCAACGCCUCUUUGGGCAAAAAGGAAAGGAAAGAGCCAGGUUUGAACUCUUCACUUCAGCACCCUUUGGCGGAAAGAACCUGCUGUUCCGGGAUGCCACUCAGCACCUGCAACUUCUCGAGGAACAGCUAGAAAUUGCCUAUGUCCUUGGUCUGGAUUAUGUAGCUCUUCUUAAGGGACUAGGCCAUGAAGGGAGCUCUUUGGACAACAGUGUUGUGCGCUGGUGCUGCAUCAGUGAUGCUGAGCUUCGCAAAUGUGAGGAGUGGGCACUGAGCAUCAAAUCUGACCCAUUAGUCUGUGUCCAAGCAACUUCCAUGACCAAAUGCAUUGAAAUGAUCAAGAGUAGUGAGGCUGAUGCAGUCACCCUGGACGCAACACAUGUCUACAUUGCGGGGAGGUGUGGACUGGUGCCUGUAGCUGCAGAAUGUUAUGGGGAAGAUUGUGCACCGGCUGCUGAGAGCACGGAGGAAACAGGAAAACUAAUUCAUCUUAAGCGCAAAGCACUGCCACCAGUUUAUGCUGUUGCCCUAGCUAAGAAAAAUGCCAAACAGAUUAACAUCCGUAACCUUAGGGGAAGGCGAUCCUGCCACAGUCACCUGUAUAGUCCUGGAGGAUGGUUACUGCUUUCCAGAUAUACAGUGGGAGCUCUGGAGAAUGAUACUGAGAACUGUGACAUUGGCUCUGUUUAUCAGAAUUACUUUUGGAAGGGCUGCAUGCCAGGAGCAGAUGGAAACCUGUGCAAGGUGUGCAUUGGAGACAGUGAGGUGGAAGGGGCUCGAGUAUCUAGCAGAUGUGCUGCAAGUCACAAUGAACGUUACUAUGGCAAUAUGGGAGCACUCAGGUGCCUAGUUGGCAAUCCCAGUGGAAGAAACUUCGGAGAUGUAGCUUUCAUGGAACACUUUAACCUACUCCAGAACAUAGAGAAUCUGGACAGCUCUGGUUGGGUAAAAGGUUAUACCCCUAUGGACUUUGAACUCUUGUGUCCGGAUGGAACGCGUGCUGCAGUCACAGAAUGGGCAGGCUGUAACCUUGGCCCCAUUCCCCCCAGCGCAGUCAUGACUCGACCGGUGACUGUCACUAAAAUCUAUGACUUUCUAAUGAAAUCCCAGGAAUCUCUGGGAAGCAAACUGGAUUCUGAAUUCCAUCUCUUUCAGUCGUGGAAGUAUGGUGAAAGUGAUCUGCUUUUCAAAGACACUACUCAGUACCUUGUUCAUGCAAGUCACAUGAGCUAUCAGGAAAUUCUUGGAGUGUCUUUCUUUCAACUAGCAGAAUCAGUGUUAAAUUGUACACCUGCAGACAUCUUAGACUUCUGCAAACAGGAUAUCUGUGCAUCCUCAUUGAACUGACAGCUAAUACUGAGGCUUUGCAAGGCUCAUACACCACCAUCAAUGCUGAAAACAUGGAAA
This is a messenger RNA of Fulmarus glacialis (Northern fulmar), 2309 nucleotides long. RefSeq names its product melanotransferrin-like. The record is from RefSeq and is a predicted model, not a curated record. NCBI's taxonomy places the organism in Eukaryota, Metazoa, Chordata, Aves, Procellariiformes, Procellariidae. Gene Ontology annotation, biological process: iron ion transport. Bases 30 to 2249 code for a protein of 739 amino acids. The transcript has 17 exons. Gene Ontology annotation, cellular component: early endosome; recycling endosome; plasma membrane.